Messenger RNA from Ectocarpus sp. CCAP 1310/34, 465 nucleotides. NCBI's taxonomy places the organism in Eukaryota, Phaeophyceae, Ectocarpales, Ectocarpaceae. The record is from the annotation of a GenBank genome assembly.
AUGGAACUCAGCCUCGACCAAAGGCCACCAAUAGACCUCGGGCAUGUGCCUCCCGUCUUCCUUGUGUCCUGUAACAGGCGCGAGAUCCGCGACCUGACGGAUAGGGACAGGGAGGCGUUUCUGGACGCCAUGGAGAUCUGGUACACCGUGCCCACCGACGGGGGAAAGGCCAAGUACGGACCCAACUACAGCAGUUACAUGUCCAUCGCCGCCAUCCACGGCACCGAUGUUGAAACCUGCUCCUAUCACCAAGGUAUGCAGUUCCUGACCAGCCACGCGGCGUUCGACCUCAUCGUCGAGCGGUACCUCCAGAUGAUCGACCCGACAGUUUCCCUUCCGGUGUGGUACGACAGCGUAAUGUUCCAGCCCGACUGGUAUGAGUCCGCGAUGGGCGAUGUGGAGAACCACUUCAUGGUCACCGGCGGCCGUUUCGGCAACGUCUCCGCGAUCUACGACCCCGACUAA